Messenger RNA from Symbiodinium sp. CCMP2456, 1795 nucleotides. Lineage: Eukaryota; Dinophyceae; Suessiales; Symbiodiniaceae. The record is from the annotation of a GenBank genome assembly.
GCUCACGAAGCUCUACCGCACAUUGAAGGCGCAUGUGGAUGUGAAGCAGGUCAAGGCCGAAGCUUGGCUCUGCAAGAAGUUCGUCGUCCUCCUCAAGAGGAAGAAGCAGCGGCGGCAAGUGCCACGCUGCGGCGACUUCCGUCACCUCCUCAGCCUCCUCGACGGAGAGGAGACCGAUGACAAUGGUGAUGGUUCCGAGGGCCCUGGCCAUGUGCUUGAGUCGGGAGGCUCGGUGGAUGAAGAUGCAUCCUUGCAUGACAGCGAUGUGGAGCUGUUGUCCGGAGAAGAUGAUGCUGCUGACUGCCAGGCGGUGGCAGACAUGAGGCUGGAAGAUGAUCAUGCUGCCGUGGUCAUUGAUGAUGACCCUCCCCAAGAUGUGGCCAUGGUGGAUGCAAGUGCGCCAGCAGCUUCUGCUCCGGUGCUGAGGCGUUCAGGUGCUGUUAUGAAAGGGCACACGUUCGAGGGUCCAGUCGUGGAUGUGGAAGCACUGGAUGUGGUAUCAUGUGCUCAGUGUGGCCGAAAGCAAUCAAAGUGCAAGUGUCUCCUGGUGAAGCAGCUGCAGCAAAGCAUUGCCACAAUGAAGAGCCAUCAGGCCGAUGGGCAGGCCGAAGCUUCAACGACCUCAGGUGGGGUGUCGCUUUCAGUGGUCCCGCCAUUGGUCAAAGCUGCUGGUGAUAACGACGAGACCCAGCCCCUGGACGCAGAGGUCUCGGUUGAAGUGGCCAAGGACUGGAUGUCAGCCGCUGAACUCUUGAAUGAGAAGGGAUGGGAGCCAGAUAUGAAUGAGUUUGUUACUCGACGCCAGCAGCUUGCGGCGGUUCAGGUGGCCACGACUGUCGAAGAGACGGAAGGCCAGCCGAAGGCCAAGGCCAAGGGGAAGGCCAAGAUGAAGCGUCCCGCAGCGGCUGCAAAGGCUUCGGCAAAGAAGCGGAAGGGCUCUGCCGAGCUUGCCACCAUUGCUGAUGGCCCGCCCGAGCGUCCUCAGGCUGCGCUUUCCGAGCUCGGUGUGCCUUUGAACAAUCGUGGCGAGGAUGAAAAGGCCAAUGAUUCUGCCGAGCCUGUGGAUAUGGAGGCCGAGAAGGACAAGGCUGGCUCAGGCUCAGGUGCGAAGCCGAACCCGAAGGCGAAAGCCAAAGGCAAGGCGAAGGCCAAGGCCAAGGGCAAGGUGAAGCCUUGCGAGUCAGAGGCAUCGGAUGGGGAUGUCUCGGAUGACAAUCGCACGGUGCACUUCGAUGAGAAUCCACUCCAUGCGGCUUUCUACAAAGGGCCAGAAGAUGUGCCAAGGCCACCAUCUUCGCCAGAGCAUUCGGAGCCGGAGUCAGCCGCAGAGGCUGGUGGUGACGGUGUGCCGAAGGCAAAAGGACGGGGACGAGGACGUGGCAAAGGCAAAGGCCGUGGACGUGGCCCGGUGGCCAAUGGUUCAGAUGGUGCGCCUCCCGAAUUGCCUCGCCGGGGCCGUGGCAGGGGCCGUGGCAAGGCGUUCUGUGCCAAAGGCCGAGUUCCGCAUGAGGGCGAUGAGGAUGAGUCCCAAAAAACUUUUGCGCGAAGGCGAAUGCCCAGUGCAACGAUGAACAAGAACAGGUUCUUGGCCAUUCGUGAUGCUUUCGACACCAUCAUUCGGAACAACGUGCCAAAGUUCCCUUCGAAGCAGGAGGACCCUUUCUGGACCUUUUGCAUGGCUGCGUGGAAUGACACGGCUGUGGAUGCGGGAACUGAUUUUAAUCCUCUCGCUCGUGCGGCUGCCAAGAAGUUUUUGCAUAAGGAGCUGAAGAUCAGAGCUGAUGUAAAUGUGUGA